CCGUAGCAGUUGAACGAGAAUUCAGUGCUGGCGGCAACAUUCUAACCGACUACCGAAGUUGUCUUAACGCUGAAUCUCUUGAAACACUGGUUUGCAACCAAGAUUGGCUCUUGGCAAGACGUCGGGCUCAAGAGUCAUCGUACCAACUCGAAUCGGAGCAUUACAUGAAUGCAACCACAGAUGGAAGUCCGAGUUCUGAAGAAUAAGUUAUAAUUUUUUUUUAUGUUAAUGUAAAUAUGUAAUUAAUUUUUUUAGUAUUAUGAUCAAUUUCAUCGAUUACACUUUCAAUCCAGCCUUCUCAAACCCUAAACCGGUUUCUGAAUCAGGUGAAGGUGCUCUUCUAUCAUUGUAUUACGAUGACGACGAUGUCGAUUUUGACGUGCUCGGAUGGUGGAAGCGGAACGAACACAUGUUCCCAUGUCUCGGCAUGCUAGCAAGACAAGUGUUGUCCAUCCCAGUAUCAACCGUAGCAGUUGAACGAGAAUUCAGUGCUGGCGGCAACAUUCUAACCGACUACCGAAGUUGUCUUAACGCUGAAUCUCUUGAAACACUGGUUUGCAACCAAGAUUGGCUCUUGGCAAGACGUCGGGCUCAAGAGUCAUCGUACCAACUCGAAUCGGAGCAUUACAUGAAUGCAACCACAGAUGGAAGUCCGAGUUCUGAAGAAUAAGUUAUAAUUUUUUUUUAUGUUAAUGUAAAUAUGUAAUUAAUUUUUUUAGGUGAGCGAUAUAUAAGCUCCUUCGAGGGUUUCUUUACGGUUCUUUACCUCGUCGCUUUUUUUGAACCGUCAGGAUAUUAAAUGUGGUUGUUCUUC
Messenger RNA from Cuscuta campestris, 814 nucleotides. The record is from the annotation of a GenBank genome assembly. NCBI's taxonomy places the organism in Eukaryota, Viridiplantae, Streptophyta, Magnoliopsida, Solanales, Convolvulaceae.